Chara braunii is the source of this 5269-nucleotide messenger RNA. The record is from the annotation of a GenBank genome assembly. NCBI's taxonomy places the organism in Eukaryota, Viridiplantae, Streptophyta, Charophyceae, Charales, Characeae.
CGCUACUGGUAGGAGUCGUCCGGAAUUAAUGUUGACAUCCCGUUAUAUGGAUCUCUGCUACGGGCUUCGUGUUAUCGGGAAUUACGGCCUUCACCCGAAUAGAACGCCUGGUCAUUAUCGCUGGACCAGGACUGAAAAUUGCCCUGCCCCAAAUGCAGCCAGCUAUAAUGACCGAGCGUUCUAUUCGGUGGUAAAGGUGGUGUUGACGUGCCAGUAUGAUGCCUGUUUGAAGUGGGCGGAGUAUGAAAGGAGCAAUGGUGAUGGCGAGGAUGAUGAUGAUGAUGAUGAUGGCGAUGGCGAUGGCGAUGGUGAUGGUGAUGAUGAUGGCGAUGAUGAUGGCGAUGGCGGGCCAGGAGGAGGUCCCUCCGGAGCCGCGAACGUUCGGAAGCUGGAGAUUCCGCCGGCCGCAGGGACAGCGGUGAAGACGAGUCGCAACGGUGGGGGAAGCCUGCGGCGGCAGGAGGCUCGCUUGCGCUCGAGCGCAGGAGGCUCGCGGACAACAAUGUCGAAGGGUGGGGGGGGCGGAGGAGCAGGAGGAGGAGGAGGAGGUGGCGCCGGGGGGACGAGACCUUUCAGCCCUCCUGGCAAGCCGGGGGUCCGGGGGGCGGCGCCGGCUGGCGCAGGCGUCCGCGCAUCUGCGCCUGGUUCGGUCGCGGCGGAGUCGUCAUCCUCUCCGCUGGAAGGUCUGAGCAGCCAACCAUCGGCAGCUGCGCGGCCAAAACGUGGCCUGUCCGUCGAACUUCCUGAGGGCAGGGGAGCCAUCUCCCUGGCGGCGGCGCCUUGUCCUUCUGGCAAAUGCUCACCAGAUCCCGGUGAUGCUUUGGAGGACGGAGGGCCUUGUACCCCCAAAUAUGGAGGUGCAUCACAGGCGGGCAAUGAUAGCGAUACCGACAUUCCCGAGAUCACGCCGGUAGGGAGUCGGCGACGGCACUCCUUGAGCGCUGACGUGUCCAUGGAUGAACAGUCCCUCGUUGGAGAAGCAGAUGAACCUUUAAGCGCGUGCAAGUCGAAUGGCGGCGGCGGCGGCGGCGGCGGCGGGGGCGGCGGGGGCGGCGGCGGCGGCGGCAGUGUUCCGCAGCCACCAACUGAUUACAAUCUGCCGGGCAUGGACAGAUAUCAGAUCGACGUCUUUCUCAAGGCUGUCCAGAGACAGAUGAACUCCACUGCGAAAAGGGGUCUGCUGUGGAGGAAGUCGGGAUCUGGGAUUGGGACGAAGGAAAUCAAGUACGGUGUGGAGGGCAUGAUGUCCUUCCAGAAGGAUCCGAUGCCGACCUCGCUUCUGAAGCUGAAUGCGGAGCUGACGACAAAGGCGGUCAAGCUUUUCCAUGGUGUGCUCAAGUACACGGGCGUGGAUGGAGGAGCUAUGAGUGAGAGCGAGCAGGUGGCUAUGGUGAUCAAACUGUACAAGCACACGCUGAAGCGCGCCGAGCUCCGCGACGAGCUCUUUGCUCAGCUGAUGAAACAGACGCGCAACAAUCCGAGCGCCCAGUGGUGCGCGAAGACGUGGGAACUUAUGUACUUGUGCGCUUCUGCCAUGCCACCAGGAAAGGACUUUGCGGGGUAUCUGUCGGAGUACGUCCACGAGAACGCUCACAACAAGCUGCUGGAUCCCAAGGCGAAGAACAUGGCAGCCAGGACAUGGGAUGCCCUCAAGCGGUCAGUGAAAGCUGGCGCUCGGCGGACCGUCCCCUCCCCUGAAGAGGUUGAGGCACUGAAGGAAGGGAGGAGAUUGACCACCAUCGCCUUCUUUCUGGAUGACACAUUUGAAGAGCUGAAGUAUGAUAUGACGACAACAGUACUGGAAGCUGUUGAGGACUUGUCGACCAUCAUCAAGCUGAAGCAUUUCCAGACUUUUUCGCUCUUUGAGCUCCGCAAACUUGUGUCGGGCUACAAGUCCUCGGAAUCGCUGGCAGAUGAACACAUUGGACUCGACGACAACAAGUACAUCGGCGACAUAGUGGCUGAGUUCAAGCAAAUGAAAGAGAAGAUGAAGGGAGGGGAGGUGGUGCAAUGCAAGCUCCUGUUCAAGAAGAGGCUGUUCAGAGAGACCGAUGAGGCCAUCAGCGAGCCUAUGUUUAUACAGCUUUCUUAUGUGCAGGCGCAGCAUGACUAUCUCUUAGGCAAUUACCCAGUGGGAAGAGACGACGCUGCGCAGCUCUCUGCUUUGCAGAUUCGGGCAGAGACGGGGCCUGUGUCGGGCGCCGAGACCUCGCGUGAUCGGGCAAUCCCGUUGGAGAGGAGCAUCCCCAGGCAGAUCGCUUUGACGAGGGCGAAGGAGGAGUGGGACGCAGAUGUUCUGCAGAGAUUGAAGUCGAUGGCGCAUCUGUCCAAAGACGAUGCGAGGCAGCAGCUUCUGAGAAUUCUCCGCUCGCUGCCGUAUGGAAACUCAGUGUUUUUCAAUGUGCGCAGGAUCGAGGACCCGAUCGGGCUCCUUCCAGGGCGGCUUGUCCUUGGCAUCAACAAACGUGGGGUGCACUUCUUCCGGCCUGUGCCAAAGGAGUACUUGCACAGCGCUGAGUUGCGCGAUAUCAUGCAAUUCGGAAGCAGCAGCACGGCAGUCUUUUUCAAGAUGAGGGUGGCUGGAGUGCUGCACAUCUUACAGUUUGAGACGAAGCAGGGGGAGGACAUAUGCGUGGCGCUGCAGACACACAUCAACGACGUGAUGCUGCGGAGGUACUCCAGGACGCGUGCCGCGCAGGCGGCUGCAGUUGCUGCUGCUGCUGCUGCUGUUGGCGGCGGCGGCGAUGCUGCUGCGGCGACGCAGAGCGGUCAGGCUACCGAAAUGGCGGUGACAGUCGCCGCGGUGGCAGCGGCUGGAGGUUCGCAGAAGCUUGGCGAGCUUUAUCAGAAGCACAUCCAAGAGAUGAACGAGCUGCUUGAGAAUGCGAACAAGAAGAUUGACCAGAUGCACGGGGAUCUAAGAUCAACGGACGUUGAGCGGAAGAAGCUGCAGGAGGAAAUCGAAGAGCUGAAGGACUGCUUAAGGUCUGAGGAACAGACCAGAUCCGAGAUUUCGCAAGAGAAAGAGCGGUUGCAGAAGGCUCUGGACGAUAAGGAAAUUGCCCUCCAUCUUGCCUUGGCCGCUGGCGAGACGAUGAAGGUGGCAUCGUCGGGCGAUGCUUUUGCAGAGACUCCGACGACUCCUUUCGCGCCGGCGGCGAACUUGAAGGUGUCAGCUUUACAAGCCGAAGCGGAAGCUGCGAGCUGUCCAACUGCCAGCCAGGGGAGGAGACCUGUGUCAGCCCGUUCUACGGCGACUGCUGGCAGCAGGAAGGAGAUCCCAGGAGAUACGAGGGAGCAGCAGCAAAAGAUCCGCAGCUUGGAGAGUCAGGUAAGGGAGUUGAAGUCUGAGCUGAAGGCGAAGACCGAUGAGCUGCGGCAACUUGACCAGGCGGCGAAGAAGACUGCAAAGGACAAGCAGCUGCUUGAGCAGAAGCUGCAGAGACUGGAAAAGUCCAAGGCAGGAGAAUCGAGGGCGCUUGAGCAGAAGUUUAGCCUUGAGAGGGAGGAGUAUAGGGGGCGAACGCUGGAAAUGGAAAGUAAGUUAAGGGACAGAACAAAGGAGCUGCAGGAGACACAGAACAGGCUCACGGAGCUUGCUGCAGACAUGGACUCCAUGCAAACUGACCUGAAGGAGCUCGAGGAGCUCAGGGAGAUGAAGGAGGAUAUCGACAGGAAAAACGCGCAGACGGCCGGCAUUGUGAAGAGACAGGCGGAGCAGAUCAAUGCGCUCGAAACUCUGUAUAAAGAGGAGCAGAUCCUUCGUAAGAGGUAUUUCAACAUGAUGGAAGAUAUGAAAGGGAAAAUCCGUGUGUAUGCACGAUGCCGGCCGCUGACCGAGAAGGAGAGAGGGGAUAAGGAGAAGUACGUCAUAGCGAUGCCUGACGAGUUCACAAUCGAGCAUCCGUGGAAGGACGGGAAGCCGAAGCAGCACCAGUUUGAUCAUGUGUUUGACAGCGGUGCGACACAAGAACAGAUUUUCGAAGACACACAGUAUCUGGUUCAGUCUGCGAUCGAUGGGUACAACGUCUGCAUCUUCGCAUACGGGCAAACGGGCUCGGGAAAGACGUUCACGAUUUACGGCGGACAGGAUCGUCCGGGCCUCACUCCUCGUGCCAUCAAGGAGCUCUUCCGGUGCCUGAAGCGGGACAGCAACAAGUUCAGCUUCACACUCAAGGUUUACAUGCUUGAGCUGUAUCAAGAUACGUUGCAAGACCUGCUGCUCCCGAAAAAUGCCAAGCGCCAAAAGCUGGAUAUCAAGAAAGAUUCCAAGGGGAUGGUGGUUGUGGAGAAUGCAACGCUCAUCACUGUUCAGAAUGCUCAGGAGCUUGAGUCAUGCGUUGCAAGAGGAAUCGACAAACGCCAUGUCUCCGGAACGCAGAUGAACGCGGAGAGCUCGCGGUCGCAUCUUAUCCUGUCCGUCGUCAUCGAGAGCACAAAUCUUCAAACGCAAGCUCUGGUGAAGGGAAAGCUCAGCUUUGUGGAUCUGGCGGGAUCAGAGCGUGUGAAGAAGUCGGGAUCCGCUGGCGAACAACUCAAAGAGGCACAGUCAAUUAACAAGUCAUUAAGCGCUCUCGGAGAUGUCAUCUCGGCACUCGCCACCGACGAACCGCACAUUCCAUAUCGCAACCACAAGCUGACCAUGCUGAUGAGUGACUCUCUUGGCGGGAACGCCAAGACCCUGAUGUUUGUGAACAUUUCGCCGGCGGAGAGUAACUUAGAGGAGACGCAUAGCUCGCUAGGCUACGCAACGCGUGUCCGGUCGAUAACGAACGAAGCAAGUCGGAACAUCCAGUCGAAGGAGGUCUUGAAGCUGAAGAAGGCGAUUACUUACUGGAAAGAGCAAGCUGGGAAGAAGUUUGGUGAAGGAGAUGACGAUCUUGAAGAAAUCCAAGAGACUCGGUCGAGCAAAGACAAGGAGGACGGAGUUUCGUGACUCUUCAGCAGCUCACUGCAUGUCAUUGCGUGCUGAUGCGAACUUGGCGAGCACAAAUUCGGUUCCGUGGGUGAGAAUGCGAUGAAGACGAACUUCGUGGGAUGUGCUGUGUGCACGCCGUGUUUGCUUCAUGUGUUUUUUCUGCACUGAGGUGGACUGCUGCAGACAAGUAUGCUGCAAGGAAACAUGGGCAUGCAUCGCAGUCGUCAUUGGAGAAAGGAAAACUGCUUCUCUCUCAGAGACUGCUGGUGGAUGUCUGACGAGGCAGACGGGUUCUGCCCGUGGGUGGGAUGUGUAAUGUUUCUUGCCUUGCAAUGAAGAUCUAAAUUGUCG